GCGGGAAAUAUCAGUGAGUUGCGAGCACUGACUGAGCGGUGUGGGUUCGUGUUAUCAGAGCCGCUGCGCAGGAACUGGUUCCGUGUAAACGGGUCGGUAAUUUAUCGGCCAUUUUUGUUUUGUUAGUGUUAACGUUGCGCGGCGCUGUUCGCUGUGAACAAUGGUUCAAAUCAUCAUAAGAGGCAGUGUGGAUGGCAGCAGUCCUCCUGAGUGGCUGCUGGUGGAGCUGCAGGGAGAGAUGAUGUCCAGACACAACUCCGGUCUGGCAGGAAACGUGAUGGGAGACCUGCUCUACACCAAAGAGGGGGUGCCAGUGCUGAUCGUAGGACAUCACAUUCUGUACGGGAAGCAGGUCAAACUGGAGAAAUGCUUUGCUGUCCUCACCAAGCAGUCGGACCAUUCGCAGGAUACCCAGGGCAACAACGGCAAUGAUGUCACACAGGUACCCAUGGAAACGGAUCAGCAAGGGUCCACCUGCAAGUCCUACUUUGUGUCUGCCCUCAUCAAACGGAAGCUGAUCUUUAAGACGCGCCCCAAACCCAUCAUCACUAAUGUGCCCAAGAAGGUGUAGAGUGACCACGUUUCCUCACUGGGUCAGGGGUCACAGGCUGAUCCAUCUGACCUUUACAGAACUGGACUGUUUAAAAACUCUGCGUACGUCAGUUUCACGGAUAUGAUGCAGUUUUAUUCUUAGAAAUACAACCCUGUGACGUCUAAAUGCUGUUUCAAAGGCUGAGUGGAGUACUGAGUCAUUCUAAGUCAUUUUUUGUAAAUAAAUAAAUAAAUAAAGAUUUUUGCAUUUUAG
Molecule: messenger RNA, 805 nt
Organism: Toxotes jaculatrix (banded archerfish)
Lineage: Eukaryota; Metazoa; Chordata; Actinopteri; Toxotidae
Gene: chtf8
Product: CTF8, chromosome transmission fidelity factor 8 homolog (S. cerevisiae)
Exons: 3
Coding region: 161-571 (136 amino acids)
Biological process (GO): mitotic sister chromatid cohesion
Cellular component (GO): Ctf18 RFC-like complex
Source: RefSeq, a predicted model, not a curated record